Molecule: messenger RNA, 1068 nt
Organism: Caenorhabditis remanei
Lineage: Eukaryota; Metazoa; Nematoda; Chromadorea; Rhabditida; Rhabditidae
Exons: 3
Coding region: 1-1068 (355 amino acids)
Molecular function (GO): hydrolase activity
Source: RefSeq, a predicted model, not a curated record
AUGGGUGUUUUUCGUGAUCUACUCACUGUUGUGUAUGUAACAUGGAGACAAUACCUAUAUACUAGUGGAGCUCUACUCACCUUGACAUGGAAAUGGAUGACGAAAGGAAAGGAUUAUUUCGUGGAAUACGUGUAUCCAGAACCGGAAUGUUUGAAGAAUUGGAAUCACAAGUAUGUUCAGUUGAAAGAUAUUCGAAUGCACUAUGUUGAGGAAGGACCAGUGGAUGGAGAGGUUCUUCUGAUGGUUCAUGGAUUUCCAGAGUUUUGGUAUUCAUGGAGAUUUCAGUUGGAGUAUUUUAAACGAACGCAUAGAUGCAUCGCUAUCGACAUGCGUGGAUACAACACCACAGACCGCCCAUCUGGAAUCUCCAACUACAACAUGAGCCUUCUUAUCGAUGACAUUCGCCAAUUCAUCGAAACUCUUGGACUCAAAAAAGUCACUCUCGCAGCUCAUGAUUGGGGUGCUAUGAUCUGUUGGAGAGUAGCGAUGCUCCAUGAAAACCUCAUCGAUCGUCUGAUUAUCUGUAAUGUUCCACAUCCGAUUGCCUUCUAUGAAGCAUACAAAAUAAGUAAGGAGCAGAGAGAGAAGAGUUGGUAUAUCUACUUGUUCCAAUCUCAAUAUAUCCCUGAAAUCGCAAUGAGAUCCAAUAAAAUGAGAAUGUUGGAGGCGAUGUUCAGAGGGAAGAAGGCGGGAAUUCGAAACUCUCAAAACUUCACAGACGAGGAUAUGUUGGCGUGGAAACAUGUAUUCAGUCAACCAGGAGGCACAACUGGACCACUAAAUUACUAUCGUGACCUAUUCAAUGCUCCUUCGAUACCACGAAAACUAGUGGUAGUUCAACCGAAAGUAUUGAUUUUAUGGGGAGAUGAAGACGAGUUUUUGGAUAAAAGAGGAGCAGAAUUGUCUGUUAAAUUCUGCCGAAACGGCCGCGUUCAAAUGAUCCGUGGAGCAUCUCACUGGGUUCAACAAGAUCAACCAGAGCUCGUCAAUGCCUACAUGGAGCAGUUCAUGAAGGAAGACAAUUAUAGAGUUUCUGAGAAUUUGAACGAGUUUAAAUCUCAUCUGUAA